This is a messenger RNA of Paramisgurnus dabryanus, 14161 nucleotides long. It is a transcript of the gene ehbp1l1a, whose product is annotated as EH domain binding protein 1-like 1a. Lineage: Eukaryota; Metazoa; Chordata; Actinopteri; Cypriniformes; Cobitidae. The record is from RefSeq and is a predicted model, not a curated record. Gene Ontology annotation, molecular function: protein binding.
AAUAGCUUAUUUGCUCUGACAACACAAUAUAACAUUAUGGAUAGAUUUGUUUAUUAAUGUAUGCCAGUGUGGUUUAAAUAAAUCAAGUAGUGCAACAUGUCAGUUUGCCCAGUGGUAAUGUGUUUCCCUUGAUGCGUUUGUGCCGAUCUCCGCCCUUCACAUUGACAUUUCGAGCAUGUGUGAAUGAGGCGGCGGUGCGCGAGGCUCACGCAGUUUUGUUUUGUUAUGUUUUCUCUGUGUUUGGCGAUCUGACACAACGAUUUCCCAGAUGGCGUUUUAAUUCACCAGGCUCUAUUGUAAGGAUUCGUCUAUUGUAAUUGCAUCAUGACAUCGGUUUGGAAGAGACUUCAGCGCGCUGGCAAAAGAGCCUCGAAGUUUCAGUUUGCUGCGUCCUUUCAAGAACUCACUGUAGAGUGCACGAGAAAGUGGCAGCCAGACAAACUGAGAGUGGUAUGGACCAGACGAAACAGACGCAUUUGCUCCAGGCUUCAUGGCUGGCAACCAGGUAUAAAGAAUCCAUACAGGGGGACGGUGGUCUGGCAGGUUCCUGAAAACAUUGACAUUACACUCACUCUGUUUAAGGAUCCAAAUGCAGAUGAAUUUGAGGACAAAGACUGGACAUUUAUCAUAGAGAAUGAAACAAAGGGCCAUCGGAAAGUUUUAGCAUCAGUUGAUGUAAACAUGAAGGAGUACGCAAGUGCGACGCCGGCUCAGUUUGAACUUGUCCUUAAACUGAAGCCUCUGUCUGUGAAAGUGGUGGAUGUAACACUCAAACUCACUCUGUCCUGUGUCUUCCUGAAAGAGGGCAAAGCCACUGAUGAAGACAUGCAGAGUUUGGCCAGUCUGAUGAGUUUAAAGCAGUCUGAUGUUGGAAACCUGGAUGACUUCAAUGACAGUGAUGAAGAAGAGGACAAAAGAAUGAGUACAGCAGUGAAAAUGGCCACGGCUGUAAUAGCUCCUCAUCCCUCUGCUAGAAUACACGACAAGGCCUGGAGACCUGCUGUAGACACAGGCCCCUCUGACACAGAUCAUUCUAAAAUGGAGGGAACAAAUUGUACCUUCAUUACACCAAACGUUCCACUCCGCCCCCUGUCAUGCACUGCACCUGACCCUAUUGCCAAACCCCUCUCCACUUCCUGUAUCCAACCCCUUCAUGCUGCUGGCAGUGGUCCGCAGACACGCCCCUCACCCUACGCCUUCACUAUACCUGCAUUCAUGCGAGCCCAUCCACCGGCCCUGCCCAGAAUCUUCCAGCCUCCAGCAGGCUCAGUUGCUGUAUCUGUCCCCCGAAGGCCCUGCAGGGGUCUUGUAAAUUCUGAGCAAAUUGAAACCACUGGUUCUGCUGAGGGUGCUGUAGCACCUCACAUGCUACCCAUCACUUCUCCUCCUGGGCUUACAAUACCCCCUUUUCCUAUUUGCUCUGCUCAAACAUGCUCGUCCCCUCAGCAGACACCAUUGCCGGAUAUUACCCACACAGCCAAACUUUCUUCUGCUCAAGGCAAAUCCAGGAGACCUCAUAGUUUCCCUUCUUUUCCAUCUUCCCCUUCUACUCCUGACCCUGCCCUCUCUGACUUUGGUUCCUCAAAUAAUUCCAUGACUCUAACACGGCCCUCAAAAAUAUAUCGCACCUCAUUGGCUGAGCCAGGUUCUGCCCUCACAAAGCCUACAAGUAUGCCCUGUGCCACAGAGACAGCCUCUUGGCAAAGAGAGUGGAGGUCUCCCAAACUGCAGCCUGCUCUGUGCCCUGUUCCCUCUACCUCAGCAGAACAUAUUAACCCUAUGCAGGACUUGCAGCCAACGUGCCACUCAGCCUCAACUGCCUCCUAUUUUCCUGCACAAACCACUUUCCUAAUGGAUGCCCCUCUGCCUGCUUUAUCUUCAUCCCAUGUGCAUUCUCCUUCCCUCGUGGUUCCCCAACCAAUAAAACAUGUGCCCUUUACUGUUACCCCCAACUCUGCUGUAACAUCUCCCAUUGUUGUUUCAUCCUCUGAGAUACUCAACACGGUUUCUGCCUCUACCCCUUGCACUCAAAUCCUCCCAACUGCCAGCAUCUCCCCUCUUUCAGCCUCAUUUGCUUUCUCUGCAAUUGCCCCUGCUAUACCAUCUAGUUCUUCAUCUACCCCAAAACCAUGUGUUUCUGCUUUCUUGUCAUCUGUUCUUCGCACCAUUUCUGAUACACCGAUUUGUUCCUCUCCUGAUGUUGGGCCUGUGGUUGCUCCACCUGUUGUCUCCGAGUCAGUGUUGACCUCAGACCCUUUUCAAGGGGUCCAGACGUUUGAAUGGAGGCAUCAGGUUGUGCCCACAGUGAUUCGACCUUAUGUGCGUAGACCUAUAGCCCCCUUUCCAGUGGAAGCACCUAGCUCUCCUUUUUCUCCUGUCAAUCUUUCUUCACUCUGUUUUAAACCCACUGAUUCCCACAUUUAUAACCAAUCCUCCACUGCAUCCUCAGAUAUUGGCUUCAUUUCUGACUCAGUCACAGAGAAACACAGACAUUUAAGUGUAUUAACAGAGGAGGAAUAUCCAAAUACAGUGUGUUCUGAGGAUGCAGACACUGAACUUGAUGUUCCUCAAAACCAUGAACCUCACCCUUCCAAAACUGGAGGCAACCAAAGACCAAACAUCAGUUUUGACAAGCAGCAACCUGUUUUUGGACUUGAGGUUGUAAGGCCUGCAAAAAGGCCAGAGAGUUUGGCCUCCUUGCUGCCAUAUGACCAUAUGUCACCUCAUGUCUCUGAUGUUAAAUAUUUUGAGCUGCCACAACCAGAACUGUCUGAUGCAGAGAGAAUGCCCACCUAUGUAGUCCCCAAAACUAUCCCAGAAUCUUCUGUGGUCUCUGUCUUCACCUCCUCAAUAAAUGUGGUCCAGUCCAUGCCAUCAGAUAAUAUACAGAACUCUACUGAGCAUGCUGUUUCGCAGUCAGUUGCACAAAUGCAAACAACAAAUGAGAUAGGUCCUCAUGAAGACAAGACCUUGAUAGAGUCCUCUUAUGUUAUAAGUAGUGUUCAAAAAGUGGAUAGAAUACAAGAACAGACAAUAAGUUCAGAAUGUAUGACAAAGCUCCAUCAUUCUGAUCCAGAAAAGUCCCAGUCACAUCAUCUUGAUAAGGGCACCACAAGCAUGGAUGCUUUGCUACCCUUAUCACCACAAAUGUCUCCAUGGUCAACAUCUGUAUUGGCUGAUGAUACAGCUGAGAAUCAUACGGGUGACUUGUUUGAAGACAAGCUGCUGAUCAACCAGGAAGCUAGCAUUUUUCCCUCUGAAUAUAAGAAAAAGAGCGAAGGAGAGGAGGCUAUGAAAAGUAUGGCUGUGUCAAGAUGCUUUGAAGAUGUCAGUCGUGUUCCUUCUAUGCCCAACAUGGCACUUCUUCUUCCAGCCUGUCCCAAAACUGCUUUGCUACCAGGAAUGCCAUCUUUAACUUUUCCAGAAGGGUUGACCUAUAGGGCUUGGGAGUCUGUAAAAAUAUUUAAUGAGUGUAUUAAGGAAGAGAAACCAGCAGAAUGUCUUGACGUGGAAUAUGCAUUUUAUAACACAAGUACAGUGAAGAAUAUGAUGUUGCUACAGUCGGCAUGUCCAAGAACUGCCAACAUCCCAGGAUUUCCAUCAUUGCUAUUUCAUAUGGAACAAUCCCCCAACAUGGUUAGCCUCCUUUGGACAUGUCCCAAAGUCUCUCUAGUGCCUGGUUCACCUUCAAGAUAUCCAAUUAUUUGGUCAGAUGAAGGAUACUGUAAUAAGAAUUUGGUAUUAUGGGAGAGACAUUUUAGGAAAAGUAAUGAGCAAAGUUUGAUAAUGUCCUCAAUUAAAGCUAAAAAUAUGGCUGCAUUGAAACCAUCAUGCUCAGCAGCACCCAAGAUUCCUGGAUUUCCAUGUGCUCCAAAACCGGGUAUACCAACGAGUAUGGCAAGUAUUUUCCAAUGUUGUCCAAAAGUGUCCUACAUUGCUGGAUUUCCAUCUGUAAAAGACCUUAAUUCAUGUCAAAAUAGUGCCCAACUGUGGCCAUCCAACGAUGAUUUAUCUAUAAUAAUUGCACAAAGAAAUCUGUCAUAUUUGAACAUCCUUUUGCCUUUGGAAGACAUUGAUCUUAAUCAAUUAAGGGGAAUUGUGAGCAUAGUGCCAGCUUGCCCAGGAAAAGCAAGAAUUCCUGGUUUUCCAUCUGUACCAAAACAAAAACAAGACAUUGCAUACAACAUGACAAAAUUUGUACCUUCCUGCCCAAAAGUCACUUUGGUCUCUGGACUAUCUUCUAUACAGAUCCUUACAAAAACAGAUUUCGUUAAAGAAUGGCCAGAGAACAUGAAACCAGUUUGGAUUAAGACACUAGCAUAUCAGCCAUGUAAUUCAAUCUACCAAUGUCCAGAACAGUAUAAGAUUCCACAAGACAACAAUGCUAAUAAGAGAAUGGCAUCAAUAACACCAUCUUGCCCAAGACACGCAAGAACACCUGGAUCCCCUUCUGCACCAUGGCUUGCACCUGAAACCCAAAUAAUUUCUGGAACACUAUCAACCUGUCCACUGAUUGCUAAAACUCCAGGAAUAUCCUCCUUAAACAUGAGCAAAAUUGAUAAGGCUAUGGUAAAUAACUGGUCUUUUAAGGACAAUGCUCUUUUGGUGAGAAGGUGUUUAAAAGAAACACCAAUGAACCCAUCUAAGGAGAAGAAAGUUGCUUAUCAGGAUGAAGAACGUUUUAGAAUGCAUGCUAUUUUGCCAUGUUGCCCAGCUAAAGCAAGUGUUACUGGCUUUCCUUCUGCACAUCCUUUGGUCAUGGUUUUAAUUUCCCCUUCUUGCCCCACAGUUUCAAUAGUACCUGGAAUGCAAUCAAGCAAAAUAUCCAAAGUGGAAUUUCAGUGGUUUGUAAAUGAGACACCGUUAUGGGUUGAAAAACCGAAGAGUAGGCUUUGUCAACUCAAACAUCCUGUUCUGCCUCAGUACAGGGAAAUCAAGGAUGAAGCAAUCAAAAGAAAUAUGUUAGCUUUGCGACCAUCUUGUGCAACCAGUUCUAAACUGCCUGGCUUCCCAUCAGCACCAGGGCCAAAAAAGAAAGGAAAAGUACCAGAUAUGGUUUCUAUUAUGACAUGUUGUCCACAUCGUACUAAAUUAUCUGGUAUUCCAUCACUUGACUUAGGAAAUGGGACAUCUUUAGCCACAUGGCCUUUUAGGCACAUGCCUCUGUACAAGCGGAUCCUGAAGGAUGAGUCAAAUAUAAUAGGCACUUCAUUAAUAAACUGUGUGCAUCAGUCGAAUUUUCAAAUGGCAAAUAUGACUACUGUGCCAUCUUGUGCAAGGCAGUCAAGUGUGCCUGGAUUUCCAUCCACAUAUAGUUGUUUAUGGUCAACACAAUUUGAUGGCCAUAAACAAGGAUAUUCAAAAGUGCUUGGUGUGACAGAUGUUGAAGUAGAUCUUUUCUCGCCAAACAAAUCUGACCAUAGAUUUGUAUUAGAGGAGACCAAGGAGAUUAUAAACUUUUCGUCCAAGGAAGGAGAUAAGGGAAUCCUUGAGAGGGGGAACAUACAUUGCAGAAUGUGGCAUUCCAUACCAGACAUGCCACUAUUAUUGACUGUUGGGAAGAGAUCUGAAAGUGAUCAGAUCCUACCUUCUUCCACAUGCAGUGAGACUUACAUAGAUAGUCUGGCUAAAAACAGUGUGGUGGAUAAGGGUAUAAUAUGGACAUCAACAGAAAGACCAGAUCAGUUGGCUUAUGAAUUGAAGAAAGGACAGACUACCGAUGGUCAUACAGGAGUGCAGCAAAAUUGUGUACCAAACAUGGUAGAUCUUCUUCCAUCAUGUCCAUUGUUCUCCAAGGUUAUUGGAUGUCCAUCUACAGCCCUUUGUAGCCAACAUGAAACAGACAAAAUCAACUGGCCCACUGAUUUAUUUAUAAUUUGGGACAAGACACAUAAAUCUACAAAAAACAUUUUGUUAACACAAUUUCAGUCCCUCUCUGAGGUAUCUCUCACCUACACAUGUCCAAAUAAAACAAGAAUUCCUGGCUUUCCAUCUGCUAAGAGAACAGCUGUUUUGGGAAGACAUUUCAUGAGUGCAUUGUGUCCAUCUUGCCCAGAGACAUCAAUUGUUAUUGGCACACCUUCCCGGUCCCAAAUUCCAGAGAAAAAGGAUCAUGAGGAGUGGCUUAGCAUAAAAACGUCAUUUUUGGAAAAACACUCAAAACCUAAGCCAAUUUUAAAUAUUGAAUGUCCAGUUGAGUAUUCUGCCACUCCAAGGAUGGUGGCCAUGGUCUCAUGCUGUCCACAUUCAACAUGUAUUCCUGGUUUUCCAUCUGCACCAAUGAGCAAAGUAACAACUAUUCAGUCAUGGGAAGAGUCAAGUCAGGAAAAUCUCUUAUCUACUAAUCCAAAAGAUUCAACAAUUGCUGAGUUGAAACAGAAUAUUGAUGCCAAGUGUGCAAAGGAGGCACCUCAUGAUAAUUUAACCAUACAAUCUCAAAGAGCUGCACAGAUGUUGGAUUCUAUCCCUAUAGCUCAAAUAGAGCCAAGUAUGUUGGAGCUUUUUCCAUCUUGUCCACUGCUUUCUAGUAUCCCAGGAUAUCCAUCUUUAAGGGACCUUCCAAGUGUAGAGUGGAUUACUGAAAAGUCAAUAAUAUCCUGCAAUUUAUUGAUGGAGAAACCAAUUGGAAUUUUUGACACUGGCACUGGAAAAGUUGGCGAUCACUCAGAGAUAGCAAUGGCACCAACAUGCCCACAAGCGUCAUGUAUUCCAGGAUUUCCAUCUAGACCUCAUCCUAAAUCACACAUUAGGCCAAGCAUGCAAAACAUUUACUUCUCUUGCCCAACAGUUUCUUAUAUAGCUGGCUGUCAGAGCAUCCAGACACCUAAAACAUCCAACUGGCCUAUGAAUGCAGUAACCAUGUGGUCAAUCCCAAUGAAACUUCCUGUUGUUGUGGACAUGGACACACUACCACAACAAACCAUUUCUAGAAUGUUUGCAUUAUCUCCAACAUGUCCAUCAGUCGUCUGUAUCCCAGGUUUUCCAUCUGUGCCCAAACCAAUAAUGCUACACAUCCUUCCAACUUGCCCCGAGAAGUCUAAUAUUAUUGGAUUUUCUUCUAAAGGGGGACUAAAGCAUUUAGACUGGUCAAUUGACAAGAAAACAUUGUACAGUAUACCUCUUAGAAGCAAGCAUGUUGCUAUUGUUGAAAGACUGGAUUGGAUCAAUGACUUAUCAAAAAUAAUGUUUGCAUUGACCCCAACCUGUCCACUACAAGCAAGCAUACCGGGAUUCCCAUAUGCAUAUAAGCACAAAGUUAAGCUGCCUCCCAGUAUGACUGAAAUUCAUCAGUGUGUUCCGAAGAUGUCAAAAAUCAUUGGAUUUUCAUCAAGUGAACAUAAAGUGAACGCAGAAUUGUGGCUUACUAAUGAAAAGUCCCUAAUGGAGAAGCCACUGAAACCUAAAUCAGAACUACUUGUACAAUUUUCUGUGGAUUCAUCAUCUGAGCAAAUUUACAUGUGUAUUUUGCACAUGUUUUCACUAGUGUCAACCUGCCCAAGAGAAGCUUGUAUACCUGGUUUUCCCUCUUUACCCCACAUUAAAGUGGAAGGUUUCUAUCUCAAUAAACAGCCAGACAUAGUCAACCUUUUACAUUCAUGCCCAAAGUUUUCUUUCAACUUAGGCAUUCCUUCAGUAAAUUUUGUACCUAUAGAGGAAUCUCAGCUUAACAUGUGGUCAACUCAGAGAUCGAUGUGGAUCAAACCCUUUAAGGAGAGACUUGUUUUGUCUGUUGGUCAUACAAAGAUUUAUGAAGAAGAUUCCAAAACUAUGAUCUUGCUUGCUCCUACCUGCCCUGAUAAGGCACAAAUCUAUGGGUUUCCUUGCUUAGAAAGGCCCAUAAAAGAAAAGUGCACAAUGACAUCUAUUGUGCAACCUUCUCCAGAAGUUGCCCAGCCUGUAACCAAUGAAAUACAUUUCAACAACAAAGUAAUGGAUGUGCCAUGUGGUCCAGCUGACGCAAAACUUCUUGGUUUGACAGAUACUUCUACAAGUUCUGUAUUAAGUCCACCCCACCAACAUACUGAAUCUGAAUCCAUAUUUACCCAACACGUAGAAUCAGAAAGAAAUCAAUUGCCUGAAAUUAAAGAAACUGACAAGGCCAUAAAAAUAGAAUGUAUUUAUGAGGUGGCCUUGCCUAAAGGUAUCAGUAGCGAACCGGAGUAUUUUCUGGAAGAGCAACAUUUUGGAGAGCAAUCUUCUAGUAAAUCCCACGAUACCACAGAGCAAGGGGAUACUGAUAUAGUAUUAGGAUGGGAAGUCUUGGAAGCAGAUGAUACUUCUACAGAAAAUGAAGGAUCUUCUGGUCUUGUAAAGACUAUAGUUGAUGUCUUUCACAAAGGUUAUGAGACCGUUGCAGCAAUAUGGCAGCCCUCUAGUACCGAAUCAGUCUUGGACACAUUAGAUACUGCCAACACCCUUUCUUUUUCUAUGGAUCAUGAGGACAGAAGCAUUCAACAGGCCAGUGGAUUGGAGGCACUCGGGCAGGCAGCAGAGCCUGAAGGGUUAGAUUUUGCUGAACCCUACAUGUGGCGUUUGGUUAGUGGUCGUUCGGAAUCAUCACUCUCAUCAACAGAGAAUGAAAGCUGUUCUUUAGAAGAAGAGGAUUUUUGUCUAAUGAGGAAAUGGCCCCCUUUGACAGAGGCUGAUCUUAAUGAGAUGACCAAAGAGGAACAAGAGGACAACAUGCGUGUUGACUCAUUAGUGCAAGAGGGGACGGGUGUUGCUCAAGAGCAGGAUUUUAAGAAAACUAAUAGUGUUGAUGAGAAUGUGAUGGAGGACGUUGUAAAGUUAAAGAGAGUACAAGAUCAAGCAGAAGCAGAAUUUUCGGCCACAUUAUUGCCAGAAAAGGGGCCACAACACUUUAAUGAACAAGAAGUCUCUCAUUUCUUCCAACUGACAAAGGCCGAAUUAACUGAUGAAGAGACACUGUCUAUAUCCUUACCAUCCUCACAAACAAUAAGUAACAUAAAAACCAAUGAAGAGCAGACUGUUGAUUCAGCGUCAAAAGAACUAAUGCCACCAAGAAGAACCAAGAAAGAAGAGAAUUCAUCAUUAUUGACACUAGGUUCCAAUUCAGCUGUGAAAUCCUCUGAACCAGAUACUCAGUGUGACAGGAUCUGUGUCAUAAAACAAACAUACGAUUCCCAGAGUAUAUCACAUAAUGUACAGCAUCAUGGUGAAGAUGUUACAGACUCAGAAAAAGUGGCAGAAACAGAAAAACUCUCCAUCAUCAAAAGUUCUUCAGCUACAUUAGAUGAGGGUCCAUCUUUAGAGAAAGUGUUAGAGUCUCAUCCAAUACCUGUACCGUUAACACGGGCCAAAAACCGUCAGACUGACACUUUAAAUGAUGAUGUCUCUACAGUAGAGGCUGCUGAAAAAGAAACAAAGGUGGACAAAAAUGUUGCGUGUCCAUCAGGAUCCCAAAAAGAGAACUCCACAACUCAAGAAAAUGUUAAUCUUGGGUCUUCUACAUUUUACACAUUACAACCUGAUAAUUGGUCUGAUGGGCAGGCACUAACAGUCACACAAAUAUAUGCCCCUAAAAGGCAGAAGAGUAAAGUUCAAUCCAUUAAAGACAGUGCAGGAGAGUCUGAAGUAAAGGGCUCAGAUUUACCGUUUGCAAUGCCACGUGUGAAGAAGCAUCUCAGUUGUUCAUUUCCAGAUGAUCUUCCAAUCUCCUCCGCCUUCUCUCUGGGGGAUUCCGAUAAUAUUGUUACCCAAAAUGAAGAGCAUCAAGAUUCAAGUAUGCUGGUCCCAAUGCCCCGUCUGAAAAAACGUCUUAUUGGUACUUUUCAAGAUGAUAUUCCAACCCCCUUAUCUUGUGGGGAUAAAAGUAGUGUUGGUCCCCAAAAAGAAGAGCAACAAGGCUCAGAUUUACCGGUUGCAAGUUCACGUGAGAAGAAACGUUUGAGUGGUUCAUUUCCAGAACUUCCUGAAAAAGAAGAGCAUCAGGGCACAGAUUUACCAGUUGUACUGCCACGUGUAAAAAAGCGUCUGAGUGGUUCAUUUCCAGAAGAACCUCCUGAAAAAGAAGAGUAUCAGGGCUCAGAUUUACCGGUUGUACUGCCACGUGUGAAGAAGGGUCUGAGUGGUUCAUUUCCAGAAGAACCUCCUGAAAAAGAAGAGUAUCAGGGCUCAGAUUUACCGGUUGUACUCCCACGUGUGAAGAAACGUCUGAGUGGUUCAUUUCCAGAAGAACCUCCUGAAAAAGAAGAGUAUCAGGGCUCAGAUUUACCGGUUGUACUGCCACGUGUGAAGAAGGGUCUGAGUGGUUCAUUUCCAGAUGACCUUCCUGAAAAAGAAGAGUAUCAGGGCUUAGAUUUACCGGUUGUACUGCCACGUGUAAAGAAGCGUCUGAGUGGUUCAUUUCCAGAUGAUCUGCCUGAAAAAGAAGAGUAUCAGGGUUUAGAUUUACCGGUUGUACUGCCACGUGUAAAGAAGCGUCAAAGUGGUUCAUUUCCCGAUGAUCUUCCUGAAAAAGAAGAUCAUCAAGGCUCAGAUUUACCAGUUGCAAAGCCACGUGAGAAGAAAAAUUUGUGUGGUUCAUUUCCAGACGAACUUCUGGAAAUUAAAGAGCAUUGGGUAUCAGAUUUACCUGUUGUACUGCCGCGUGUGAAGAAGUGUCUAAGUGGUUCAUUUCCGGAUUACCUUCCUGAAAAAGAAGAGCAUCAGGGCUCGGAUUUACUUGUUGCAAUACCACAUGAGAAGAAGAAUUUGAGUGGUUCAUUUCCAGAUGAACUUACUGAAAAAGAAGAGCAUCGGGUCUCAGAUUUACCGGUUGUACUGCCACAUGAAAAUAAAAAAUUUAGUGGUUCAUUUCCAAAUGAUCUUUCUGAAAAAGAAGAGCAUCAGGGCUCAGAUUUACCAAUUGUACUGCCGGGUGUGAAGAAGCGUCUGAGUGGUUCAUUAACAUAUGACCUUCCUGAUCCUUCUGCCUGUCCACCACCUUUUGUACAAUCAGUUGAUGUUAGUAUUGGUGAGAGAGUUUCAGCUGAUACAAUCAGACCUGAUAUAGUUACCCACUCUAAAAUGCACUUCAGUGCCAGCUUUUCUGGUGAGACCCAUCUAAGCUUCUCUGAAGUUUUAUGUUGUGCAGGCUUAGAGGAGGGACAGCCUCCCUUUUCAGAAAAUGGACAAUAUUCUGUUGAAAUUGCCAAAGAGGAUUCCACAGAAGACACACAACUCCCUCCACAACUGAUAAACGAAGUAGGGAUAGGAAUCAUGGAGAAUGUAAACACCUCAACUGCCCGUGAAAUGAAACUAAACAUAAAAGGUGUAAAGGACUCUGAUAUGGUAAAUGUUGAGCAGAUUGCUACUGACCUGACAGCAGUCUGUGAAAAAGACAUUGGUGCUGCACUUGAUGAACAUGUUUGUGAGGACAAUUUGGGCAUGACCCCUGUAGAUGACACAGGUGUUGGCUUAAAUGUUUCUAGGCAAGAAACAUCAGACAAUACACCUAAUCUUCCUGUGCCAAUGCCUCGCAUAAAGAAACGUUUAAGCGCCUCUUUCCCAGAAGACAGUUCAAUUCCCUCAUCAGCCUAUCAAAGUGAAGUUUCAGUAAAGGGCAGUGAUGAACCUAUAGUCCCCGUUCGUAAUAAAAGGAGAGCUGCAGCAGAUGCCAUGGACCUUCAAGGAAUUUCCACAGAUAACACUGCACCCAAUGAAACAGAGAUGGCAAGCUUGGUGUACUCAAGUCAGUCUCUGUUGGAAUGGUGCCAAAACGUCACACAAGGCUACAAGGGUGUGAAGAUCACAAAUUUCAGCACCUCGUGGCGAAACGGCCUUGCCUUCUGUGCCAUCUUGCAUCACUUCCACCCUAAUAAAGUGAAUUAUGAAAUGCUGGAUCCAUAUGACAUUAAACACAACAACAAAAAGGCAUUUGAUGGCUUUGCUGAACUUGGAAUCUCCAGGCUGAUAGAACCCUCAGAUAUGGUGCUGCAGGCAGUGCCCGACCGGCUCAUUGUGAUGACUUAUCUCAAUCAAAUCCGUACGUUUUCCACGGGUCAGGAGCUCAGUGUCAUACAGAUUGAAAAGAACAGCAGUGAGUCCAGUUACGCUGUGGGUGAGAAGAGGGAGGAAGCUGACCCCGAAGCUGCUGCUCGCUACUGUGCCGAACGACUCCAGAGCAGCGGCAUCACUCUUGAGAACAGUGCGAACUCGGCUGAAGGACAAGUUAAGGGAGAUUCUGGUGCUUUGAUGCCACUUCCAAGAACCAAGAGAACUCAGGGCCUAAGCCAAGCUGGAGGUUCAGGGGGCACACAGCCUCCAGUGGCUCCACCCAGAACUCCAUCCAAGGCUUUUUCUCAUGUUAGAGAUGCAGAUCUAGUAAAAAAGCGCAGAUCACAGCUACGGGAAAGUUCACUGGAUGAAGCUGAUAUGCAAGAACAGCAGAGUGCUAUAGAGUCUACAUCGGGCCUAGCAGAAACUGAAGGAAGAAGUUCAGAGUCACAAAACGUAGCGGUUGCUGAAGGAGGCGCCACCGGAGACAAGCAGGAUAUCAGUCAGUAUGUGUUGAGUGAGAUGCAGGCCCUGGAGACUGAACAGAAGCAAAUAGAUCAUAGGGCAGAUAUUGUGGAGAGGAAACUGAGAAAACUUAUGGAAACUGGUAAUGAUCGUGUAGAAGAAGAGAAACUGAUUCAGGAGUGGUUUACUCUGGUCAACAAGAAAAAUGCUUUAAUCAGGCGACAAGACCAUCUACAGUUAUUACAAGAGGAACAAGAUUUAGAGAGAAGGUUUGAGCUGCUGAAGAAAGAGCUUCAAGAUCUAAUGGCUGUAGAAGAAUGGAAGAAAACACAGGCUCAUAAAACCAGAGAGCAGUUGUUGUUGCAGGAGUUGGUGUCUUUAGUUAAUCAGAGGAAUGAGCUAGUGCAUGACAUAGAUGCCAAAGAAAGAGGGGCUCUUGAAGAGGACGAAAGGUUGGAGAGGGGUCUGGAAUUGAGGCGCAGGAAGUAUGGAAGUCGUAAAGAAAAGUGUGUGUUACAGUGAGGGAUGAUUUGAGCCUGUAUCUAUGCGGGACUGUCUCCUUAAACACUCAACGGACUAGUGUGGUGUGUGUGGACCAUAUCACAAUAAAUGACAAAGAGUAGAUCAGCCCCUCAGUCUGCAUGUUGAAAAGGAUUCUGUACAGUCAGUAAUGCUUAUUUUGGGUGAAUUAAGAGUUUUUUAUCUUUUAAAAAACUUCUAGUCUGCAGAUAUCUUGUGUGAAAAAGUAAAAUGGACUGCUCUUUUUAAUAUAUAAUAUAUAAACUGUGGCUUUUGUAGUGUUACUUACCUGCAGUGUUAUUUUAUUUGUUUGUAUAACUCAGAUGAUGAACAUUAAUUGUAAUUAAAUUCUGACCUACAAAGCUAUGUAUAAUGUUACAUAAUCCUAAAGUUGAAAUAGGUUGAUGUUUAGUCCAAGCUUAAAGAAAAGAAACAGGUUUGUGAUGUGUAAAACCAGAAAAAAACAAAUCUAAGCUUUUGGGAGAAUGUUUUCUCCUAGGUCAUUAAAAUGUGUAACAAAAAUUGUUUUAGCCAAACAAAAAGCAAUGUGGUGAUAUACUGUACCAUAUAGUGGUAUACACUUAGGUAUAAACAAACUGAUGUAUGGGAGAUAGUAAGCAUUUUAACUUUUGCACAAAGAAACCAUACAUAUUUUCCAAUAGUGCACUAUGUUUGGGUUUUUAUGCUAAUGAUUUGCACACUCAGGUAAUUCCAGUUUACCUGUUGCCUGAUACACAGAAAACUAAUCUUUGUUUGUGUUUGAGUGAUAUUUUGUUUGUCUUAGGACUGCGCCUUAAGACUGAAGUGAAUUUAACAAAUGUUAUAAGUAUUUACAGUGACUAUCACAGUUAUACAUAUUAUUAGGUAUUUGAAACGAAAUCAAUUCAGAGGAAAUUCAGGAUAUUUUGUGUUGGAUUGCUCAGAGAAUUUUUUUUUGGUCAAAAUGUAUAGUAAAACAAGCAUGACCUUUUCAGAUAGAUACUGCUCACAUCACAGUGUAAACCGAGUGUUUUCUUUUUGGUGUGUGAUUUUAUCUUUAGGUGCCCGGUUGUAUAGACUUUAUGCUCUUUGCAUUAUCCUUUUCUGGGCACAUUUUUGCAAUAUUAUUAUUUGUCAUUAUUUCUAUUGUUACACCCCAGAGCUGACACAUUUGGAAAAUAAAAGGGUUUACAAUUCUAUA